Messenger RNA from Hordeum vulgare subsp. vulgare (domesticated barley), 3227 nucleotides. Its product is annotated as myosin-binding protein 1-like. The record is from RefSeq and is a predicted model, not a curated record. NCBI's taxonomy places the organism in Eukaryota, Viridiplantae, Streptophyta, Magnoliopsida, Poales, Poaceae. Bases 528 to 2861 code for a protein of 777 amino acids. The transcript is spliced from 3 exons. Gene Ontology annotation, molecular function: myosin binding.
CAAACGGCGGGCACGGGCACGGGCACCUGCUCCCUCUCUCCCCUCCCCAAUCCUACGGAGAAUGGGAGCGAGCCAUUUUUCUUCCUGUUUACAAUCAAGAACCAAAACUUCCAUCAAACUUCUGUGGGGAUCUUUUCCCCGCAUUUCUAGGCCUCCCGCCCGAUUCCGCUAUACGCCCCUCUCCCGCAUCCGCCCAAUCUGUUGAUUUGGAGAUCCGCAGCAGCUCCGGAUAGAUUAGAUAAACAAAAAUCGAGGGUUCUUGCUACCAAUCUACCAAUCUGCAUACUAGGCUGAGAGCAUCGUGAUUAUUGCAGAACUUUGGCUCGUCGGCAAAAUUUUGUUGGGAGAAAAGGUUCCAUUUUAUGGAACCUGACGUUGGCAUGAGUAACCAAGAUUGCAGGAUUGCUGUCUCCUCGUUUAUUAUCUGGUGUGAUUUGAGCAUCUUUGUGCCGCACUGAUGGGAGCUUCACAGGACAGGUCGGGCCUUUGAGCAACCUACAUGCAAAUUGUCGGUGCCCUGAUCUUUCAUGGCUGCGAAAGCUCGUGCGAGGCCGCGAGACUCUUCGCGGAAAUUCUGGUUGGUCCUGUGCCAUGCGUUGAGCGAGUGCUUCCUCAUCGUAAUGCUCCUUGUGGUCGCCGUGGUUUCAUAUACCGCUACGAGGUUCGCGCGCAUCUGCAGGAUCCGGUCACCGUGCAUGCUCUGCUCCAGAUUGGACAAGGUUCUACAUGGCAAGGCCUGGUUCUCGGAGGAGCUGAUUUGUGCAGCACACAGGGUGGAAAUCGCGCGUUUAUCGUAUUGCCAGAUUCACAGCAGGCUCGCACAUUCUGAUGAUCUAUGUGGAAAGUGCUUCCUUUCAUGCUCUGGACCAGUUGAUAAGCCAGGUAACCCAACAAGUAUGAGCAUUAAGGAGGAGGCAGAUUCUCGGUCGGAGUCUACGCACACACAACGAUGUUCUUGUUGUUCAGAGCCAUUCAAGAAGAGACGUAACGCAGACAAGCUAUUUGAGGAGGUGAACGGCAGGUCCCAAAAUGAUGGCAUGAGCAGGGUGAAGGAGAGAAGCAUGGGCAUGGCAAGUGUUGGGCAUUCUUCGGAUGAGGAUUUUGAUCAAUUGCCUUACGGAGGCUACAAACAGCUACAUGCCUGUCGUGGCUCUCACUCCGAGAUACAUAUCUCAGAUGAUGAUGUUGGCGGCGAUGCAAAGCCUUGUGAAGCUAAACGUCGAACCAGAGAUAUCGACGAGCACUUGAAAGCUGUGCCUGAGCAAGUUCGUCAGGAGCUUCCAAAAGAGAAAACUUUUCUGGUUGGUAUUGAGGAAGUCGGCGAUUCGGAGGGUGUUUCUCGAAGCCCUGACGAUGAAGCUACAGAGGCUUUUGCUGCUUCUGCAUCUGACGGCGCCCGUUCAACUACAAACCAUUAUAUCAACCGCAACAGUAGCAUGAAGAAUGCUCCUGGUGGUAGAGGCAAUCUUAGAUCUCCUCGAUGGUCUGAAGUAAUCUCCGCUAAGGAAACCAAUUCAACAACACACGAAGAAGUGAAGACAUUCAUGUCCCAGUUAUCUUCUGCGCGAGGCCUUGAUGGUCCUUGGAGUGAGGUGGCUGCUAGCCCCAGAAUCAGCAUACAGAUUGAUGAGUACAAUCAAUCUGAUGGCCCUGAUGGCAGACAGUUCCUUGAUAUGGAACCAUCUGAUGGCAAUGUUCCAACUGAAGCUGAAGGUGAAAUCUCCCUUGAGUCCCUGAAGCAGCAAUGUGAGCAUAACAAGAAAAAACUAAGUAUCCUUUAUAAAGAGCUCGAGGCAGAACGGAGUGCUUCGGCUGUUGCAGCAAGUGAAGCGAUGGCUAUGAUCAACAGGUUGCAAGUGGAAAAGGCUGCAAUGCACAUGGAGGCGCUGCAGUAUCUCCGGAUGAUGGAAGAGCAGGCGGAUCAUGACCAAGAAGCAAUUGAAAAGUUAAAUGACUUGCUUACAGAAAGAGAGAAAGAAAUGCUUGACCUGGAAGCUGAACUCGAAAGUUAUGAGAGCAGGUUCCGCAUCGAACCAUUUGAUCUUGGAAAGUUUGAUGCCGUUGAUGGAGAUAUGGCACUCAGGGUCUUGGAUAACUCAGAUUUUGUAAGGAAUACCAUCUUUGAUUUUGAAGAUGAGAAGGCCAAAAUUUUGGAAUCCUUGAGCAAAUUGGAAGAAACACUUGGCAUGCCUUACACAAAUAGAUUUGAUUUGGGUGGCACAAGUGAUAGCCUGCAGAGUGGGUCACUGAGAGAUCAUCCAAUUGAUGGGCCUGCCCAGCAUGUAAAAAACUCAGAAUUGGAAUGUCGGAGCUCUCUAUUGCCUCAGGAGCAAUUGAACGACGAAUCACACUUGAAUGAUGAUUCACUGAGAGAUCAUCCAAGUGAUUGGCCUGGCCAACAUGCAGAAAACUCAGAAUUGGAAUGUCGGAGUUCACUAUUGCCUCAGGAAGACUUGAACGAUGAAUCACUGAGAGACCAUCCAAGCGAUGGGCCUGGCCAAUAUGUAGAAAACCCGGAACUGGAAUGCCGAAGUUCACUGUUGCCUCAGGGAGACUUGAAAGAUGAAUCUGUCUCUUUACAACGAAAUGAUGAAAAUCAAUCUGUUGAGAACCAAAAAUAUGUUGGCUCAUGUUCGCGCUCAGAUGACGAUAAAAUUAGUUCCAUGGAAAGCAUCAAACAAGAAAUUUUGCUCUUGAAUAGUAGAUUCAUGGCACUUGAAGCAGAUCAGAAGUUUCUCAGGCAGAUAUUGAGUUCUCUUAAAUGUAGUAGUGAUGGAGAACAAUAUGUGCAGGAGAUAACUAGUCAUUUGCGGGAGCUGCGAAGAAUCGUUACCGAGCAGAGAGAUAGGACAGUUCUAUGAGCUCAAAAUUAUUCAGCAUUCAGAAGGUAAUAAUAGGCCAUAGUUGUAGGCCAUCUGCUGGCAAUGAGUUUGAGAACAUGCUGUGGAAAAUCAAAAUAUGUAGUAUAGCUUAUAGGAUGUGUAUCAGCAUAGGUUGAUGUUCAGGAGACCUUAUGCAUUGUAAGAGGUCCACCAAAUGUACUGCAAAAUAUCUACUGAAAUUAUAGGCUUAGGUUGAUUCUUCCAUCAGAGUGCCUCGCAGUCUUUAACCUCACACAGGACACAUCUCACCGUUUAUCAGAGAGGUGUAUCUUUCAGACUUUCAGUCACUUGGUGUCAUAUAAUGUGAUCCUUAGUGCUCUUUUUUUUUCUUGUAACCGACAGCAA